Camelina sativa (false flax) is the source of this 1261-nucleotide messenger RNA. RefSeq names its product phosphatidylcholine:diacylglycerol cholinephosphotransferase 1. Gene Ontology annotation, molecular function: diacylglycerol cholinephosphotransferase activity. The record is from RefSeq and is a predicted model, not a curated record. NCBI's taxonomy places the organism in Eukaryota, Viridiplantae, Streptophyta, Magnoliopsida, Brassicales, Brassicaceae.
CACCAAAGAGUUAGAGUGUAUUUAACUAACAACCAUAAAUUAAAAAUGUCCUUCUCAAAAAUAACUAUUCAUCACUUUCAUAUGACAAUUUUCUAACCCAAACAAGUCUCCUUUGAAAUCUCCGCCCUCGUAUCUCUUAUAUAACACAUCUCUCUUCAAACUCCCAAAAAUGUCCCUCUCCGUUAACUCUAACGGCCAUGUCAGUCGCCGCAGCUAAACCCGCCGUCUCUCGCCGUCACGUAUCUAACGGAAACAACACUAACAACGUCGCCAUUGACGACGAUCACAACCACCAACGCCGCAUCGUCGGAGAUAAAAACACUCGAAUGGAGAUCGCUGCUAAGAACAACGGCUACGCCAACGGUGUCAUCGGAGGAGGAGGAUGGAGGAGCAAGGCGUCGUUCAUGACGUGGACGACGCGUGACGUUGUCUACGUGGCGAGACACCAUUGGAUACCGUGCAUGUUCGCUGCCGGGCUUUUGUUCUUCAUGGGGGUCGAGUACACGCUCCAGAUGAUUCCCGCGAGAUCUGAGCCGUUCGAUCUUGGGUUCGUGGCCACGCGCUCUUUGAAUCGCGUCUUAGCAUCUUCCCCGGAUCUUAACACCGUUUUAGCCGCACUAAACACGGUGUUCGUAUUGAUGCAAACAACGUAUAUUGUAUGGACAUGGUUAGUGGAAGGACGAGCACGAGCAACCAUCUCGGCUUUAUUCAUGUUCACGUGUCGGGGCAUUCUCGGCUACUCUACUCAGCUUCCUCUCCCUCAGGAUUUUUUAGGAUCAGGAGUUGAUUUUCCAGUGGGAAACGUCUCUUUCUUCCUCUUCUUCUCGGGCCACGUUGCCGGCUCGAUGAUCGCAUCACUGGACAUGAGGAGAAUGCAGAGGUUUAAGCUGGCGAGGGUUUUUGACAUCCUCAAUGUAUUACAAUCGAUCAGGCUGCUCGGUACAAGAGGACACUACACCAUCGACCUUGCGGUUGGAGUUGGCGCUGGGAUUCUCUUUGACUCACUGGCCGGGAAGUACGAAGAGAUGAGCAGAAGACACCACCUAGGAACUGGUUUUAGUUUGAUAUCGAAAGACUCUCUAGUCAAUUAAAUUUGUUUUCUAUCAAAUGUUUUUAGUUCAACACAUUUAGUUAAGUUGAAUUUAGUCUAAUGACUUAUUUAUUUCUUCUUUAUAAAUGCCUAAAUGGUUCAUUGUAUACCGUUUGUUGAACCUAAUUAUCGAUCUAAUGUUACUUAAAGGGUUGUAGCCUUGUAGUUGUA